Molecule: messenger RNA, 1924 nt
Organism: Closterium sp. NIES-67
Lineage: Eukaryota; Viridiplantae; Streptophyta; Zygnematophyceae; Desmidiales; Closteriaceae
Source: the annotation of a GenBank genome assembly
CUUCAAGUUCCGUCUCACAGUCGCCCAUUUCUUAGUCUUAGGUCGGUCGGUCUGUAAAUUUCCGUCCAUCAGCAGUCGUCUCGUCGACCUCCGCGCAUUGCGCCUCGCGGAUCGUUACGAGCCUCCCGCCAUAGCGUCAGUGCGUCGCGUUGCCUCCCUCCCCCCUCGCCAGACUCCGUCGCAACGGCGGGUCGAGACGGCGCCGUGCUCCUGUGGGACCUCCGCGCCUCCUCCCAGCCCACCGGUGCCAUAGUGCGUGCGCACCUCCCGCCCACCACUCCCCCCUCAUGGCGUCACCCGCUGCUGCUCCCCACGCGCAAGUCCAAGCCCCACCAACAGCCACCACUCCGCACGCCACGCAUCCGCCCCGUGGUGGGGUGCUCCGUGACGUCCGUGCUCUUCUCCCUCGACGCCCGCAUGCUCCUCAGCGCUGGCGCCUCUGACGGAGCCAUCAAGUUUUGGGACAUCCGGUCAUUCAAAGCGCCUCUCAUGGCCAUGUGCCCCAGCAGCACCUCUGACUCGCCCACCUCCAUGCCUGCUCCGAGCCAGCCGUGUCUCACGGGCGCCCCAUCCCGAGUGCGCGGCAUCACCAGCCUGUCUCAGGAUGCCUUCGGCUCGCGCCUCACUGCCUCCUGCACCAACGGCAGGGUGUACGUGGUGGACAUGGGUGCGCCGCUGCCUCGUGUCUCCCACACGCUGCAAGGCGCUCAGAUCGACUCCUUCUUUGUCAAAGCCGGCAUCAGCAGCGAUGGCACGCGUGUGGCAUGUGGUGGCAGUGAUGGCAGCAUCAACGUGUGGCAGCUGUCGUCCAAUGAUACGAUGCCAUCUGUCACCUUCCAGGCGCACCAAGGGGAGGUCACAGCCCUGCGCUGGUCGCCAGUGGACGGGUCAUCGCUGCUCUCCGCUGCUGAUGAUUCCACUGUCGCCCUACACACCCUCCACCCUCUGCCUCCCCCCUCCCCUCCCCGCUGCCACCCAUUCUCGGCCUCUCACACCCUCUCUGGGAGAGCAAGUGCGGCCUGGCGUCCCCGCCUCCCUGUGUCUGCUGGCUCUCACGUGAGAGAGGCAGAGGCUGCGCCAGCAGCAACACCACCAACAGCAAUCACGGCGCACCCAGUGACCCCAGCAGCAGCAGCAGCAGCAGCAGCAGCGUCAGCGGAGCUCCCGGUGAGUCCGGCAGCAGCAGAGUCGAGUGUGGAUGUGCCAGCAGCAUCAGAUGGAAGACCAGCAGAGUCACGAGCAGCACCAGCCGCAGCAGCUGCUGCAGCAGCAGCGGAAGUGGCAGCGGCAGUGGCAUCAGGCAUCCGCAAGAGGCCCCGGGAAGACCACUGCACUGCCACCGCGGCUGCUGGCAAUUGCAAUGCAUGCAACGGUGAGGCGGCUGCCACCGUGCCACCUGGAGAAGCAGUAGCGGAAGCAGCAGCGGCGCUGGCAGAGGGGGCAGAGGCACCUGGGGCAGCAAAGGCGCCAUUCAGAGCAACAGUCAAGCCCAAUCAGACAGCUGUCACGAUGUCAGAAGCACAGGAGGCACCACCACCUGCAGGUAGUAGUGCUGAUAUGGAGGCAGGUCAAGCCGACAUGGCCAUGCAGGACAGUGCAGGCCGUGCAGAUAUGGAUGUGGGCGCCUCGUGCCCUUCAGAUCAAGACACGCAGCCACCGGAAGGCGGUUUGCCGGCCAAAUCGGUGGCAGGGUGCAAGUGGGGCUUGGCCCCGUGCACUGUGCCUGGGGGGAAGUCGAACAAAGCGAUGGCUUCCACGUGUCAAAAUCGGCAGUUGACACCGAUGCAAUGUAGUGGAUGAGACUGGUGAUUGGUUGUAUAAGAGCUUGAGUCUUCCAAUGAAAGCAUGGAAAAUGGUAAACGUCAUCGCCUCUUGGAGCAAGCGUCGAAUUCUUUUGCCACCCUUGAUCCAAAAUAAGUCGCCA